Messenger RNA from Cylicocyclus nassatus, 1303 nucleotides. NCBI's taxonomy places the organism in Eukaryota, Metazoa, Nematoda, Chromadorea, Rhabditida, Strongylidae. The record is from the annotation of a GenBank genome assembly.
AGUAUUAGGGUCAUGGCGGCAGAACGCAAUCAGUUCUUCGGGUUGGAGGAAGAUGAAGAGGUUCUAGCCAAAGGCCUUGCUGCGAAGGCUCUUCUGACAACCGUUACUUAUCCGUUGACAUGCGCAAAGACCCUAAUCCAGUUGGGUCAUGAGCCGUUUGCAUUGUCUACAGGAAGGACUCUCAUUGUGGCUGGACGAAACGCUUACUUUCUUCCCAACGUUUUCAGCUAUGCUAGUCAAUUGGCACAUGCGCAUGGUCUCGGUGUUCUUUUUACUGGCAUAGACUCUGCCGUUUGCUCACUCAUAGUGCAAGGAGUCACCGCUUACCAAACCAAGAAAUAUUUGGACCAGUACUAUCCUGAAGUUGGAGGCAAGCCGGAAUUUGUUGACGUUGAUGAAAAGGAGCUUUCCGAUCAUCAGUCGUUCAAACGACAUUUGCGCUUCGCCAUUCGAGACUCCAUAAUUCGUGUAGCGACUGUGACCGUAGCAAGACCUUUGACUGUAGUGAUGAUUCGGCAAAUUGCCCAGCUUAUUGGCCACGAAGCAAAGUAUGGAGGUGUUCUCUCCAGCCUUCGCUUGAUCGGCAUCGAAGAGGGACCAGGUGGUUUGUUCAGCGGGAUUGUGCCUCAGAUAAUGGGAGAGGUAGUAAUUGUGUUUGGAACCGCUGCUCUUCUGUACGCAGCUGAAAGGGCCAUUGUGCACGCCGGUCUCUACGAAAAGACUGACAGAAAGGGUGUAAAGGAAGUUGAGGAUAUCCGCAAGUUCUCCUCCCUUGCAAUACCAUUCGUGAUCAGUUCGUUUGGUUAUCCAUAUCAAGUUGUUAGCACAGUGAUGGCGGUUGCAGGAUCGGGCCUUGCCGUCUCGUUCCUUCCUUAUGCACCAUCAUUUGUGAACUGGCAUUCUGCCUGGGACUACCUCACACCUCAUGGUCUCAAACGAGGAGCACGCUUGUUCCUUCGCGAACAAACUGGGGCUGUGUCAGUUGGCCCAGAUCACCAACUUUAUGCGAGCAACAAGUUCUUUGCUUAGACCAAAUUGUUCAUCUGAUGAUAGCUAGGAUAUGUAGCUAGUCAUAUCGUAGACGACAUUCUCUUAUAUAGCGCUAUUAUCACUACCACGUUAUGCAUACUCAUGGAUUUCGCUGUUAAAGUAAUGUUAAGCUUAUUUGACAAGAUCAUGUCCUUUUCAGGAAUUUAGGAGGCUUGUGUUCCACAAACCAUGGUGUUAGUGAAUUUGCAGAUAAGCUGUUGUAAAAAUGUGCAUUUCUCUUCUAUAACAAUGAAGUUUUGUUUAAUCUGCAAAC